This is a messenger RNA of Ceratosolen solmsi marchali, 874 nucleotides long. Its product is annotated as ribosomal RNA-processing protein 7 homolog A. Gene Ontology annotation, molecular function: RNA binding. NCBI's taxonomy places the organism in Eukaryota, Metazoa, Arthropoda, Insecta, Hymenoptera, Agaonidae. The record is from RefSeq and is a predicted model, not a curated record. The transcript has 4 exons. Gene Ontology annotation, cellular component: UTP-C complex; CURI complex. Bases 78 to 857 code for a protein of 259 amino acids. Gene Ontology annotation, biological process: rRNA processing; ribosomal small subunit assembly.
CAACCCAGCACGCACGUUGAUAAACAUUACAAUAGUAAAACCUGUGAUAUAGGUCAAUUAAAGAUAUUGAUAGAGUCAUGAAAAUGAACGUGGAUAAGAAGAAAAUCGGAAAUUUUAACACUAUAUGGAUUCGAUUUGACGCAACGAAUUCGGAUAGGCAUCAAUUAUUUAUCAAAGAGCAUUCGGUGAAAAAACAAGAGCCAGAAUAUCCAAGGGGGCAGACGCUUUUUGUAUUAAACAUACCACCUUAUGCGGACGUCGACUCCAUAAAAAAUGCAUUUACAGAAUCAUGUGGCCCGAUUAAAUCUGUAACUUUUGUUAAGAAUGCAAAUAAUGUAGACUUAGGAUUUAAGAAUGGAUAUAUAGUAUUUGCAAGAGAAUUGGGACUCCAAAAAGCCCUGUCUCUUAACGAAAGGCAUACAUUAACAUUAAAUACAAGCAGUACACCAAUAUUAACAGGAAUUGCAAAAUGGUGUAAGAAUUAUAAUGAGUCCAUAAUGGGUGAAAGUGAAAUUAAGAAAUUAAUUGACAAUUAUAUGAACGAGUAUGAUAAAAAGGUAGAAAAAGACCUGAGAGACGAGAAAAUGAUUCAAGAGACAGUGGAUAACGAUGGCUGGACUACUAUUACGGGCAAAAAGAAAAGAGGUCAAUAUGCACCGGCUCGAAAAGAAUCCACGAUACAAAAAGUCCAAUAUAAAGAGGAAGAAAAGAAGCACAAGAAGCAAUUAUUAAACUUUUAUACUUUCCAGAUUAGGGAGGCAAAGAAGCAAAAUUUGGCAGAAUUGCGCAAGAAAUUUGAACUUGAUAAGAAAAAAUUAGAGCAAAUAAAGACAGUACGAAAAUUUAAACCAUUUUAAAUGUUUAUAAAAAUAAG